Thyridium curvatum is the source of this 876-nucleotide messenger RNA. RefSeq lists its product as uncharacterized. The coding region runs from base 1 to 876 and encodes 291 amino acids. Lineage: Eukaryota; Fungi; Ascomycota; Sordariomycetes; Thyridiales; Thyridiaceae. The transcript has a single exon. The record is from RefSeq and is a predicted model, not a curated record.
AUGAUCUCCGCUCCAUCGAAGCUUCUUUGCGGCCUGCUGCUCUCGGGCAUCAGCGCUGCUGCGCCACCCAUAGAGUCCCGGCAAUCGGCAGCAACACAAGUCGUACGGCUCGCCUCGAUCGAGAACGUCGCCGUGCGCUCUAAUGGACAGAUCCUGGCUACCAACAUGAAUAGCGCCAACCUGUACACCGUCGACCCUGUUGCCAAGAAGAGCUCCACCGCAGUUGUUGUGACCGGCGCAACAGGUCUGAGCGGAAUUGGCGAGGUCUCUCCGGACGUGUUUGCCGUAAUCGGCGGCAAGGGCAUCUACAAGGUUGACUUCACUGGCGCAUCCCCCAAGUCGACCCUCAUCAAGCAGAUUACGGGGGCUAGCAACCUGAACGGACUGGCUGUAUUCAACGACGACACGGUGUUGGUGGCCGAUGCCGGCAAGGGCAGCGUUUACAAGUUCAGCAUCUCCACCGGGGAGUACUCCGAGGCGUUGAAAGACCCGACCAUGGCCCCGUCGGGCGCCAUCCCCUUUGGUAUCGACGGCAUAAAGUACAGCAAUGGCACGGUCUGGUACACCAACAUCUUCAAGAACAGCUUCCACAAGGUCAGCGUCGACCCCGAGACCGCCAAGCCCACUGGCUCCGUCACAACGCUCUGGACAAACCUCAUGGGCGACGACCUCUGCUUCGGCCCCAACGGCAAGAUCUACGUGGCGACAAACAGCGGUGGUACUGUAGUGGAGGUAGACCCUGCUGUGGGAAAGCCGACCGCUGUUGCCCGGGUCAGCGGUUCUACGUCUUGUGCCUUCGGACGGACUGAUGCAGACAAGAAUGUCAUAUAUGUCGGUGGUGGCCAAGGUGUCUUUGCCGCGACAAUCAAGAUUUGA